CACUGCAUCCUUCUCACUCUCACUCUCACUCUCACAGUUCCACCACCAUGAAUCCACCGAAUUUACUCAUGGGAAAACCAUAUUCUUUUCUUAAGAACAAAGAACGUCCAGUGUCAGGUCAAAACUCUCGCAAGGUCAAUAAAGAAUCUCGCAAGAUCACCAAGAACGCGCCAUUGUCAAAACCUCAAAAUUCCAUCGUGCAGAUAGUGGAGCCUCGAAUUACCUAUACGGUGCCUCAAAGAGUCAUCCACAUCACUCCCCAGGACUUCAAAGACGUCGUCCAGCAACUCACCGGUAUCGAAAAACCUACCGGAAUCAGUCAAGUUUUGCCCACAGCGAGCCUUGUUUCGACUAAAAGAACGAGUCCGGAGAAGAAAGAAAGGCCUUCUUGGAGUAAUGGGGACGAUGGCAUGACGAGGAUGUUGGAUAAUGGCGUGCAAAUGAAUCAGUUUCCUGGAAUCUUAAUGCCAGAGGCGGCGAUUUUACCGCCACUGCCUUAUGAGAAUUUUUUACAACCGGAAUUGCCGCAAAUGCAGUAUAACAACUUUUUGCCACCGGUAUUGCCGCAAAUGCAGUAUAACAACAACUCUUUGCCACCGGUAUUGCCGCAAAUGCAGUAUAACAACAACUUUUUGCCCCCAACAUUACCGCAAAUGCAGUAUAACAACAAUUUUUUGCCCCCAACAUUACCGCAAAGACAGUAUAACAACUUUUUGCCCCCACCAUUACCGCAAAGACAGUAUAACAACUUUUUGCCGGCGGCGAAUGUUAUGCCGUUACCGUUAACAACAUCAGAGAUAUUUUCUCCGGUGAACUUGCCACCGAUACCUUCAGAGACUUUCUUGAGAAACACUUGGCAGCAGAAACCAUCGGAUAUUUUCUCGCCAGUGACUUUGCCACAAUCAGAUAUUUUUUCGCCGGUGACAUUGCCGCCUACACAGCCAGAUAAUCUCUUGCCAGACAAUUGGCAGCCGUCGGAUAUUUUAUCGCAACCGGUAGAUAAUUUAUCGCCGGUGAGAUUGCCACCUACACAGCCAGAUAAUCUCUUGCCAGACAAUUGGCAGCCGUCGGAUAUUUUAUUGGCAGAUACUUGGCAACCGCCGGAUAAUUUCUCGCCGGUAAGAUUACCACCUACACAGUCAGAUAUUUGCUCACCGUCGAAUAUUUUAUCGGCAGACACAUGGGAACCGUCGGAUAUUCUGUCGCCAACGUCGACACAAUCAGAUACUUUCUCGACAGACCCUUGGCAGCCUAUACAGUCGGAUAUUUAUUCGCCGGUAGCAUUGCCACAGACACCAUCAGACACUUGGCUAUCAUCGGAUACAUUCGCACAGGAGACAUUACAACCUAAACCAUAUGGGGUAUUUUCACAGGUUUUAGGCCCGCAGUCGCAGACGGUGUUGUCUUAUGAUGACGUUUGGCCUGAGAACAACAUCUUUGCUAAACCGCCCGAGUUUCUUCCCGCUGGCGUUGUUCCGCCACAGACGCGGUCGAACCGGUUCAAUUCUUUCAUUUACAACUAA
Lathyrus oleraceus (garden pea) is the source of this 1523-nucleotide messenger RNA. RefSeq lists its product as uncharacterized. Lineage: Eukaryota; Viridiplantae; Streptophyta; Magnoliopsida; Fabales; Fabaceae. The coding region runs from base 48 to 1523 and encodes 491 amino acids. The record is from RefSeq and is a predicted model, not a curated record. The transcript has a single exon.